Rhipicephalus microplus (southern cattle tick) is the source of this 1486-nucleotide messenger RNA. RefSeq names its product protein YIPF4-like. The record is from RefSeq and is a predicted model, not a curated record. Gene Ontology annotation, cellular component: membrane; trans-Golgi network. Gene Ontology annotation, biological process: endoplasmic reticulum to Golgi vesicle-mediated transport; vesicle fusion with Golgi apparatus. NCBI's taxonomy places the organism in Eukaryota, Metazoa, Arthropoda, Arachnida, Ixodida, Ixodidae.
GCGAAACUGGUAGGUGUUCUGUGGUUCUAGUACACUCAUCAGCAUUGAAGGCGUGUAACCCAAUAUCGGAUGUUUACUAACGCGCAUGUUGCUCUAUAGCGUCCUGAGUCCUCUCGACGUAAACGUUACGUAAGGACAUGCCCACCAUGAAAUCGUAACAGGAGCACUGUUCACAAGUCACGUCGGGAAAGAUACCGAAACCGCUUCGUGGCAGUGGACGCAUCGCGCAUCAUGAACGAGCCACGAUUAAGGUGAUCUUUUUGCAGCUGUGCCGUAGGGACCGCACGACACUCGUUUAGCAAGAUUGUUUCGUUUACACGCGUCUUACGUUGGUGCCGGGCAUGAUGGACAUUCCCGUUCACGGCAGCAACAGUGACAAUGGACAGAGCUCGGACUCCAGUUCCACGGGCUCUGGCAGCUACGUCAAAAUCUCCAUGGACACUGACGAACCGAAGGCUUUGACUGCCGACUCUCCCGUCGCACAAGCCGCUGCCGCGGCUACAGCGAAAGUGGCGACGGCUCUACCGACCAUUCCGCCGCAAGCACCGCCGGCCAAGGCCUUGGAAGAGUUCGUCUUCAUGGCGACCGCGAGUCCGGACUACAGUCGCCUGACUGGCACAAUGGACCCUUGGUCCUCUGCACACAGUGGCAAAGGAGAAACCACGUUUGCAUCGUCCAUACCUGGUUCAUCGUUUCUGCAUCAGAAAGGCCUCGGAUGGUUGCUCGAGGUGGACGAUGCAGAGGACGAUGACAAAGCUCCUCUUUUGGAAGAGUUGGACAUUGACCUGAAGGACAUCUACUACAAGGUGUGCUGUGUGUUGCUGCCCUUUCCUUUCAUGGGCUACAAGCGGCAACUGGUCAGGGACAGCCCCGACUUCUGGGGACCUCUGCUGGUGGUCAUUCUCUUCUCGCUUGUCUCCAUCUAUGGGCAGUUCUCGGUGGUCUCAUGGAUUGUCACCAUGUGGAUCUUUGGAUCACUAGUCAUUUUUCUUCUGGCUCGAGUUCUGGGUGGAGAGGUUAGCUACUCCCAGUGCCUAGGUGUGAUUGGCUACUCUGUCCUGCCCCUCGUGGUUACUGCGACCACUCUGCCUCUGGUCAGACCGUUCCACUAUGUGGAGUUGACCUUCAAGCUGCUUGGUGUUCUGUGGGCAACAUACAGUGCUGGCUCACUGCUGUGUGUACAGGAACUGCAGAACAAAAGGCCACUGUUGUUGUACCCGGUCUUUCUGCUAUACGUCUACUUUUUCUCUCUCUAUUCGGGCGUUUGACCUCAGUUGUGGGGCAUCUGCUUGCCGAUUCUUCUGUUGGUAUAGAACAGUACGCAAUUUCGUAACCCAGGUGUGUUGGUUUGCUGCGCAUAAAUCCCUCUUGGAGAGAGUUCGUUUUAUUUUGCUCGAAAACUACGUUUCUGUGCUAAUAUAAAAUUGUGGGGGCCAAGUUUAAAAUGGCUUGGAAGAAAGGAGAAAUAAAUUGUUAUGGGAACGAC